AUGAACGCUUCUCAAAUCACCGCACACCCGGGAGACUACUGUACUGUUGGCACUUGUUCUCUCCUAUUGGCACACCUCACAUACAUUCCCUCGCUGCUGGGCAAUCUAACCUAUCUUACCAUCUUUGCAAUUAUCCUCCUUGUACAACUCUAUCUUGGUAUCCGGCACAAAACAUGGGGAUAUCUCGUCGGGAUGGUCGGCGGUCUCGCGCUCGAAAUCAUAGGCUAUGCAGGCAGGAUCCAAAUGCACUUCAACCCGUUUCCAUUCGAUCCAUUCCUGGAAUAUCUGAUCUGCCUGACCAUCGGUCCGGCGUUCAUAGCAGCGGCCAUAUACCUGUGUCUCGGCCAUAUCGUUGUCGUCUAUGGCGAAGACGUAUCAUCUAUAAAGCCACGUACUUACAGCCUCUUGUUCGUAACUUGUGACUUCCUGUCGUUGGUUCUUCAGGCAGUAGGUGGAGCAUUAGCUGCUACAGCGGACACGAGGCCGGACAGAGCUAUCGGUGUGAACGUCAUGAUUGCUGGGCUCUCCACACAGGUUGUAUCAUUGAUCCUCUUCAUGGGACUCUGUGCUGAGCUUGCCUGGCGUGUACGGAGAAGUCCACAUCUCAACGAGCGGACUGCCGGCUUGCGAUCCUCGAGGAGAUGGAAGCUCUUUCUAUUCGGCCUUGCUAUAGCUACCAUCACGAUCUUCAUCCGUUGUGUAUUCCGAGUAGCCGAACUCCAGUCGGGGUUCAAAGGUGAACUUUUCAAUCAUGAAGUUACAUUCAUGUUUCUCGAGGGGCCGAUGAUUAUUAUUGCCUCUGUUUUUCUGACCAUCUUCCAUCCGGGCGUAGUGUGCUUCGGAUAUGAGGAAGAGAUUCACUGGAGCCUGCGACGUCAAAAGCAGAUGGAGUCAACUCAUCAUAAGCUUGGCUCAUUGGAACAUGCUGGCGGAGCUGAUGGGAGACUGGGUCCUUAA
Molecule: messenger RNA, 957 nt
Organism: Ramularia collo-cygni
Lineage: Eukaryota; Fungi; Ascomycota; Dothideomycetes; Mycosphaerellales; Mycosphaerellaceae
Product: related to RTA1 domain protein
Exons: 6
Coding region: 1-957 (318 amino acids)
Cellular component (GO): fungal-type vacuole; plasma membrane
Source: RefSeq, a predicted model, not a curated record